AUGGAUUAUAGAGUGAAAAUUGAUAAUAAAUGUGCAUAUCUUGUAGUUCACUUGUUUCAGGUUGUUUUGACUCCGGAUCAAGAUAAAGAAGCAACUUCAGAUGUAUUGCCAAUCAAUUAUGAUGGAUUAGCAAAGGCAGUAAAGAAAGGAGACACCAUCUUUCUAGGUCAAUACCUGUUCACAGGAAGUGAAACUACAUCAGUUUGGCUUGAGAUAUGUACUUUACCUGGAAGCGGUGCAGCAGAUAUGUACUCGAAUUGUAAGCAGCGGAUAUAUACUCGAAUUUAUAAGCAGUGCGACAGAUAUGUACUCAGAUUUGUAAGCAGUGCGGCAUAUAUGUACUCAAAUUUGUUAGCAUAUAUGUACUCGAAUUUGUGAGCAGUGUGCCAGAUAUGU
Messenger RNA from Papaver somniferum (opium poppy), 396 nucleotides. RefSeq names its product pyruvate kinase 2, cytosolic-like. The transcript has 4 exons. Lineage: Eukaryota; Viridiplantae; Streptophyta; Magnoliopsida; Ranunculales; Papaveraceae. The coding region runs from base 1 to 378 and encodes 125 amino acids. The record is from RefSeq and is a predicted model, not a curated record.